Molecule: messenger RNA, 4650 nt
Organism: Aedes albopictus (Asian tiger mosquito)
Lineage: Eukaryota; Metazoa; Arthropoda; Insecta; Diptera; Culicidae
Product: tonsoku-like protein
Exons: 5
Coding region: 204-4607 (1467 amino acids)
Biological process (GO): double-strand break repair via homologous recombination; replication fork processing
Cellular component (GO): nuclear replication fork
Molecular function (GO): protein binding
Source: RefSeq, a predicted model, not a curated record
UCAACAAAAGGCGGCAUUUCGUGUGUGUUCCUGCUGCUGGUGUGGUUUGCUUGAGUGAGCGCUGGAAAAACAUUUAUUUUUUUAGAAUUUUAUGUAAAAAUAUUAGAUAUUUUCAUGUUUCUGUAUUAGUUUUCGGUUAGUAGAGCGCAAAUGGAUAAAAUGAACAUGUAAGUUAUUCAGUAAAAUAUGUUAAUCAACGCAUAAUGAGUGACGACUACGAACUGGAGGAGCAAAGGCUCCUUCGGCGCAAGAAGAAAUCUUCGGAGGCGGGUAACUUGCAACAGCUGGCGGAAACAUGUCGCAAGCUGGGAGAGUUGUACAGCUCCCGUGGCGAACACCUGAAGGCGCUGAACGAGUACAAGCUGGUGGCCAAGGCGUUCAACCGGCUGCAGAUGCAGAUGGAGGUGGGUCGAGCCAACCGGAUGAUUGGAGAGAUGUAUAUGCUGCUGGGCGAGUCGGAAAAGGCCCUGCAGUACGAGAAGCUAUAUCUGGACAUUGCCCGGACCGAGAAGGACAAAGUGGAACUGCAGCGGGCCUAUGCCACGAUCGGAAGAAACUAUCUGCUGAAAGGCCAGAGCUGCGACGAAACGGAAGUGGCCAAGGAAGCGCUCUGUGAAGCGGAGAAAGCAUUCGUGAAGGGAUUGAAGCUUUGUCGGGAUCUGAAGGAGGUGGGCCGACUGGAGCAAUCGGAUAUGGAAGCGCGAGCCAUUCUGAAUCUGGGAGUGACAAAGGAACAUCAGGGAGACCUGGAGGAAGCUUUGGAGUACAUGCAAAAAGCGACCAAGAUUGCCCAGAACAACGACAUUCAGGAUGUGGAGCAUCUGUGUCUGAUGACCACGGCGCAGUUGUACAACGGGAAGCUCAACAAUCCGACCAAGGCGCUUAAGGUUCUCAGUGAGGCGCUGGAGGUGGCCUCGCGUCUCAGCAACAAGAUUGCAAAAAUGUGCGAAACCCUCGCGGUGAAGGCGGAUGCCAUGAUUAAAAUAGGCGACUUCCAGAGUGCCAAGCAAGCCCUGAAGAAGGCGUACCACAUGAAAACACCCGUCGCUGCGGACGCUGAGAGCAUCGAACGGAAUCUCAAAGUUCUGGUGGCAAUCUGUCGCGUGGAGGACGAACUGAUCACCACCGGUAGUGACGAAUAUGGUAAAAAGAAGAUUCUGUACGAGAAGAUGGGCGAUGGAUCUUGUAAGUUGCUCAAUUUCGAGAAGGCAAUCGAUUACUACCUGAAGAUGUUGGAAUGCGCGGAACUGAAUGGGGAAACGGGUCGUCAACUGGUGCCGACCUAUGUAAGUCUCUAUCAGACCUACAAGGACAACAAGCAGUACGAAGAGGCGCUGAAGUAUAUGUGGAAGGAGUACGAGCUCAUCAAGGAUGAACCGAAAGAAGCGUACAACACUCUGCUAAGCAUCAGCGAAAUUUUCGAAGAACAGAAACGGAACUGUUUUGAGAUUGAAGACAUUUAUCGCCGAGUACGUCACGAAGCUCAAAAGCUCCAGUCGCUGUCAUUGCAACGGGCACCCAUGAAACGCUGUGUCGCAAUGUUGAAGAAAAACUGCAUGGAUUUGAUGGCGGAGAACCUGGAAAAGGAAGCUGCUGAUCUUGGAAUCGAUCUCAAUCUGGCAGACGAUGCAAACGGCCCCGAAGAAUCGGACGAUGAACCAGAUGAACCGGAAAAUGCCGAACCGGAACUCAAUACGCCGGACAUUGGCGACGAUGUCGAUUUGGAAGAACUUACCGAAUCCGAGGACGAUAAUUCUACCAAGCCGUUAGAGAAACAGCCGGAGUCGAGGGCAUCUCGCAAGCGAGGAGUUUCUUUCCAGAUCAAGAGGAACAACAAGGGAGAAACCCAGCUGCAUCAGGCCUGUAUCAACGGAAACGUCACGUUGGUUCAGAAAUUGCUGGAACAAGGACAUCCGGUGAACCUCCGGGACCAUGCCGGAUGGCUCCCGUUGCACGAGGCGUGCAACAAAGGAGACAAGGAAAUCGUUGAGAUGCUUCUGGACAAGGGAGGCCAAAUCAACGACAAGGGCGGAACUAGCUGUGAUGGAAUAACUCCGCUGUACGAUGCGUGCUCCAACGGAAAUCUGGAAGUGGUGGAACUUCUGCUGGAUAGAGGAGCGAAUUGUACGCUUCGAACCGAUUCAGGAGACACUACCCUGAAUGUCCUCGAGACCUGGUUCAAAAGCGUUCAGAAGAAAAUUCCGCCUGAACGUAAGACGUUCUACGAUGUUAUUCGGGAUCGGAUCAUCAACUUCUUCGAUAAGGCUGGUAUUAAGCCUACGGAAGGUGGCACCAUUCCCGAUUCGAUACAGGCGGAAUCAUCAUCACAAGGGACCACUCGUAGCACACGACGUCGUGGUGCACGUCUCGGUCGCCAGGACUCUGAUGCAGAAUCUGUUGCUCCUACCACCCGCAGCUCCGGCUAUGGCAGCGUCAAAGCUGGUCAUGUUACGCCUUCUCGCAAACGACCUGCAGAAAUCCAAUCCGACGAUUCGUGUCUUUCCUCCGAUGAAGAUAACAACAGUUCUGCUCUGAAAGAUUGCUUUCGCGAAAAAAGUUCGCGUCUUUCGGCCGGAGUAGAUGACUAUCGUAGCGCCAUGCAAGUACUGCGGAAGGGAAACUUGGUGCGGGCUCAGAUCGUAUCCCCUCUUAAAGACCCCAAUCCGGGACCGUCUAAACGGAGCGCUUUCCUGCGCAACGAUGAAAUCGGUGACGAUUGGCUGGUCGAUGAUCUGGGCCCGAACAAAAAGAAACAAAAAAUCUACUCGGACAACGACUUCUACGAAAUGGCACCGCUGAAGUCGCCCUUGCGCCGGGAUAGUACUCCCCAAAAAGCAUAUCCAAUUUCCGAUCACACAAUUACAUCAACUGCCAUAGAUCCUGACUCCGAUGAUGAAUUUGACCGGUUGGGCUCACCGUCAAGGCAUGCUUCUUCGGAGUAUAGUGGUCAGGAUGCCCACCAGUUGCUAAUGAACGCAUCCAAUAGAAGCUUUUCGCGUCGUCCAUCAACUCAAUCCAGUCGUCCAAGUCGACGUUUUUCGAAUGACAGUUACGGCGAUAGAAACCAAGCGUCCCUGCUCGAGGCCGGCUUCACCGUUUCAUCGUCCCGGUCGAUCAGUCCCCCACCGCUAUCCCCACCGAGAACUCCGGUAAAAAAUGAAGGUGACGACGGUCAGGGUUCCCCGUUGGUGGAAUCGACGCAACAGGUGGAACAACAACGAACCCCCGUGAAGGUUGUUCCUACGAAUGUGGUACGAGUCCUAAUCGAAGGCGAACCAUUUGAUUUCACGUUCGAACCGGACCAGAUGAUGCAAACCAGUGUUGGCUGGCUGGUGCACGAAGUGACCAAGCGCUAUGGAGUAAAACAUGGCAAACGACCCUUGCUGAAGUUACUACGAUGGGAUGAUGGUCCCAUCGAAGACUCAGAUCCGCUUUCUACGUUGAUAAACGAAACCAACAUUAUUGUCAACACGUAUCUGACUGGAUUCGAGGAGAUGAAAGCACACGAGUUCUACGACGACUACUGCCAUGAAAGUGGUAUUGAUACCGUCUCCGAUCUGCGGCAAGCGCUCGAGGACCUUAAUAUGCAGACAAACUUCUCCCUGUCUAAGGAUUUUUUCAUUGAAAACACUCGCCAAUGUGAUAUUCUCAUCAAAGCGCUGGCAACUCGGGAGCGUCUGCAGAAGCUCGACCUUUCCUGGAACCAACUUUCCGAUUCGGACAUGGAUGUACUCUCUCAAAAGUUGUCCAACUUCCGAAACCUCGAGAUGCUUAAUCUAUCAAUGAACUACAUCACAUUCAAAGGCAUCUGCUCCCUGUCGUCAGUUAUAAACGCCGAAGAGCUGUUUCUAACUGAGCUGGAUCUCAGUCAGAAUCCGCUACUGGAUCAAUCUGUACCUGAGCUGGCGAUCGUUUGCCAACGGCUGAAACACCUAACCAUUCUUCGCGUUGCAUCUACGGCAAUUACCAACCUCAUACUCGCGGAAUCCCCUUUGGACAUCAGCAAGCUUAACGUCUUCGACGCAUCGGAAAACGAUCUCAACCAAAAAUCGCUGGAGUUCCUGUUGAACAAAUCGAACACGUCGAUCGUCACCGAACUGAAUCUGCGAUCAUUAGGAAGUAUUCCGGAUUUCAAACCUACCUUCAUAGCGGCCAUUCAGAACAACCACUUCGGCAUGUUGCUAAAAUUGAACCUAUGCAACUGCGGCUUGACUGAUUGUGAUCUUACAACGAUAGUGCUUGCCUUGAGCAGAUCUGCCAUUGGGCUGCAAUGGCUAGACCUAUCUCACAACUCCAAGCUCACAAUAAAAAGUUUUAUUGAAAUUUUAAAAAUUCUUACGCGCCGGCCGUUACAACUAAGUUUCCGCCAAAACCCUUACAUUCUGAAGGACUUCGAUGCGGAGGAAACCAUCCGAGCGAUAGAGUAUGAUGGGAAUAAAUCGUAUCCGUAUGAUAUGGAAUUUCUGCUGCCGUUGGGAACUGCUGAUGAUCAGUUGGAGGAUCUUCGUCGACAGCUAAAGGUGUUUUGGGAUAAACUCUGGCACGAUCACGGCACAAUCCAGAUUAUCGAUCGAAACGUCAGGCUGUCGGCAAUACCGUCACUGUAGGUAAGUUUUUAGCAAGCUUUUUAAUAAAUAGACGACUUGAUAA